Molecule: messenger RNA, 4429 nt
Organism: Rhopilema esculentum
Lineage: Eukaryota; Metazoa; Cnidaria; Scyphozoa; Rhizostomeae; Rhizostomatidae
Source: RefSeq, a predicted model, not a curated record
AAAGGAGGUUCCAUAAUUCUAUUCAUCUCGGCAGGCGUUCUUAGAAACAUGUUGUUGUCGAGGCAAUUUUCACACUACAUUACAGAAGACGAUAAAUAAAUCUUUCUGGACGUUUAGAGCAUUUAAACGCCAGUUCAAAAGUUUGAAUCCUGGUAGGUUUAAAGUGUUAGGCAAAUGAAAAUUCGAGAAAAAGAUUGAUACAGUUUUGAAAACGCGAGAAUGGCGGACGAAAAUAUCAAAGUUGCUGUGAGAGUUCGGCCUUUUAAUGGCCGUGAGAAAGGUCGCAAUGCUUUCAACAUUAUAGAGAUGCAAGGGCAAAACACACUCAUCAAGGACCCAGAAAAUCUUAGUGCUGAGCCAAGAAAGUUUACAUUUGAUUACAGUUAUUGGUCCCAUGAUGGCUUCAAAGAGCUGGAAGAUGGGUAUUUAGAGCCUGAUGACCCCAAGUACAGUGAUCAGAAAAAGGUGUUUAAUGAUCUUGGAGAGGGAGUUCUAAAGAAUGCCUGGAAUGGGUAUAACUGCUCUCUGUUUGCCUACGGACAAACAGGAUCUGGUAAAUCAUAUUCAAUGGUUGGAUAUGGAGCUAAUAAAGGUAUAGUACCCAUCACUUGUGAGAGACUGUUCCAAGGUAUUGAUGCUAAAAAGGAAGAAAAAUCAGAUAAAGAAUAUCAGGUUACUGUUAGUAUGCUUGAGAUUUACAAUGAGCAAGUCAGGGAUUUGUUGAAUCCUGCAACCCUGAAGCUUAAAGGAGGCCUCAAAGUGAGACAACAUCCCAAGCUCGGUUUUUAUGUUGAACAAUUAACAUCUCGACCAGUUGGAAGCUAUAAGGAUAUCGAUGCACAAAUUGAAUCUGGUACAAAAAGCAGAACAGUUGCCUCAACCAAUAUGAACGCAACUAGCAGCCGUGCUCAUACAAUUGUGGCGAUCAGCUUCAGUCAAAAAGGAGCCAAUGCUGCCGGCCAAAACACAACCAUGACGUCAAUCAUCAACCUGGUCGAUCUUGCAGGAAGUGAAAGAGCGGAUUCGACAGGUGCUACAGGGGACCGACUUAAGGAAGGAUCUGCGAUUAAUCAGUCGCUCUCUUCUUUGGGGAAUGUUAUUAAAGCACUGGCUGACCAAAGCACAGGGAAAAAGAAUGUGAUAGUUCCAUUUCGAGACUCCGUGUUAACGAGACUGUUAAAAAAUGCACUCGGAGGGAACAGUAAGACAGUCAUGAUUGCAGCACUCAGUCCAGCGGAUAUCAACCAUGACGAAACAUUGUCAACGCUUAGAUUUGCUGACAGGGCCAAAGCCAUCAAGACGAAAGCUAUUGUUAACGAAAGCCCCACCGAAAAAUUGAUCAGAGAACUACGUGAAGAAAAUGAGCGACUGCUGAAUGCGCUCAAAGCUGGUGGAAUCCCCCUUGAACAGCAACCACAGCAACAACAACAGCAACAGCAGCAACAGGGGGGAGUUUCAGAGGAAGAGGUAGAGGAAAUAAAAAAGGAAAUGGAAGACAGACUGCGGCAAAAUCAACUUGAGAUGGAAGAAAUGAAGAAAAGCUGGCAGCAACGACUCAUGGAACAGGAAGAGUCCUCAAAAGCUCAGGUGGCUGCCGUCAUGUCAGAGCAAGAGAAGCGAAAGACCACGGCGCAUUUUUGGAAUCUAAACGAGGACCCUCAGCUUACCAAUAUGGUCGUUCAUUUCGUUUCUCCAGGCUCUUCCCAAAUUGGCAACCAGAAAGCUGAUCCACCUCCUGAUAUUGUCUUGACCGGUUUAAGCAUACAAAAAUCUCACGCAUCGAUCACCCAUGAUGACAACACAAUCAAGAUUUCAGCUGGACCAAAUGCUAAGGUCGUCGUCAAUGGGGUCCAAAUUGUAGAUCCAACCAUUUUACACCACAAUGAUAGGGUAAUGUUUGGAUCUAAUCAUCUGUAUGUGUUGCACCAUCCACAUGAUCCUGAAAUAUUGAAAAAAAAAGAAGAAGCCAAAAAGAUUGGUGAAUCCGCCCCAGAAGAGCCGCCGACAUAUGAAAAAGCACAAGAGGAAAUUGCCAAGAAUUCUGGAUUCUAUGGUGGUCUUCAGGAUAAUAACAAGUCUUCUAAAGAUGAUCUGAUACUCCAAGAAGAUUUACUGAAAGUUCUACCGAUGAUAAACGAAGCAAAUGCAAUGAGUGAAGAAUUAAACAAAAAGGUUUCCUUUGAGCCUGUGCUCGUUUCUCCACAAGCAAGAGGACUUAAAAGUGGCCGCACUGAAGUGAAAGUCAAGAUGAAAAAUCUCGCGAACGACAAUGAAUGGUUAUGGGAUAAGAACAAAUUCAUUAAUAGAAAAUAUAUAAUGCAAGAACUGUAUCAAAAUUUCAUGGACGGUGACGAAUGGGAAGUCAGUCAGGAGAAAGAUCCAUUUUGGGAACCUGCUGAUGCUGAUGUUAUGAUUGGUACAGUUCAUGUUUACCUUUCAAGCCUGGGCUUUAAGAUUGAAUUAGAAGAGAACCUUGCCAUUGCGGACUACAAAGGAACUGAACUUGGCCACCUCAAGGUAGAGGUCGAACCUUGCAACAAAAAUGGUUCGUCGUUAGAUGAUGACGAUUUUCUUGAGGAUCCAAGUGAAAUGAUUGGUGGAAACCUAAAUUUCAAAGUGAAAAUUCCAAGUGCAAGAGGCUUGCCACAAAAGUUUUCCAAGGGUGAAACAUACUGUAAAUACAAGGUUUAUCUUGACAAAGAUUAUAAUGUCACAGAGAAGAUAAAAAGGACGAUUAACCCAGAUUUCAAGCAUGAGAAGUUAUUCGUCUUUUCACCUGUCACUAAACAGUUUUUAGACUACUUGAUGCAACAGCCACUCGUUGUUGAAGUAUGGGGCAAGCAGUCCGAUUCUGAUGGUGCAAAAAACAACAACAAUGACUCGAAGAGGGAAAAAAUGAGCACAAAACAGCUGAUGAAUGCAAAUAGCGUGUCGAAAGCAAAUGUCAUCAACAAAUCAGUAAGAGAUGACGAUGAGAAAUACAAAACAUUGAGCGAGCUCAGUUCAUUGAGGAAAAGGAACCAGAGGCUGAAUUCUAGGAUGGUUCGUUUAAGAGAAUUAAUCGACAAGGCAAAGGCUCAGAAUCAAACGACUUUAGAUCUAACAAAGGUAGAUGAGAUCGUGAAUGGGACAGAUGCGACAGAUCUUGUACGUUUUAAAGCUGCAGCUGAUGUGGUGAAAAUUACAGAGAAAGCAAAGAAAAAUAACGACGGAAAAAUCACAAGUUCCGCCUGCACAUUGCAGUGAGUAGUGCAAGAGAGCUUGGUGUGUGAUUAAACUUUUCUAAUGCGACAAAGCUUUCAGGUUUUGUGUAAAUUUGGAGUAGACUUGGCAACUAGCUCUUACAUAAAUUCACUUUCUACACAACAACACGUGUCCUGCUCUGACCCAGGAUCUAUGCAAAGGAGAGAGCUUAUUUCUGCCGGAAUCCUCAACUGCGUCAUAACGUAAAACAUCUCACGAGAGUUUAAAAUUUUGUUUUAUCAUUUUUCGAAGAUAGUUAAGAAAUCUCUUUGCAUUGGUUUAGCUUGAAAAUUUAUUCAUAAGGUGACAAAGUUUAAGUAAUUGUCCAACUUAAGUACCAUUUGUCACUAUAUUCCCUUUUAAACUUCGUACCCUCAUUGACCAAUGCUAUAUCAAUUGAAUUGCGUAUCCAGAGAGGCUUCACGGGUAUGGACGCCCCUUCCCCCCCCCCCAAAACAUACCCAUAGAAUAAUUAAGCAAAAAGCUUAAGAUUUGUUUUUUCACUCCACGUAUUUUUCCAACCAUUGACUAUCCCCGCAAUAUCACAAUGAUAACAAUGCUUUACUGAUGUCGAAAGGAACGAGGGGCAACUCACUCUUGCAAGUAGCGUACGAGAUUUUCCCUGAAACAAAAGGAUUUUUGGGGAUUUCCAGAUAAAACAAUAGGAUUUCCACUAAAGGUGUACGAGAUUUUUUGAAGUGAUUUGCCCCUCGUAAAUUACAUUUUUCGACAAUGCUUUACUGAUGUCGAAAAGCACUGCAUGGCACGUUUGAUGGACAUAGCUUCACUAUUUAUACUCCGGCUACGCCACUUCAGGAUAAUCAUUUCUAUAGGCAACUUGGUUAUAAAUAAUCAUCUCAUUGGUAUUCAAAGUUGUUGUAGUAUUUCUUUGUCAAUCGAAAUAUGUAAUUUAUUUCUUAGCAAACUAAACGACAGUAGGGCAAUUUUAACGAUCAAAGACUUGUAUAGAAUAUUACUAAAUUAUAAGAUUGAAUUUAGCUGCUUUAGAAAUAACUUUUUUCGAUAUUUAUUUAUUGCAAUUUGGUUACUUGCAUCGAAGAAUUAAUUUAGUAUCUAAGAUAUUGUAGAGUCGUAUUUGCUUGGAAAUUAACAAUAUCACUGACUAAUGAAUCAUUCAUAUAAAUUGUACAUAUUGGUCUAGCAACAUUACAAUAAUCUCACUGAA